Messenger RNA from Sebastes umbrosus (honeycomb rockfish), 2016 nucleotides. RefSeq names its product G-protein coupled receptor 6. The transcript has 2 exons. Bases 558 to 1565 code for a protein of 335 amino acids. Gene Ontology annotation, molecular function: sphingosine-1-phosphate receptor activity. The record is from RefSeq and is a predicted model, not a curated record. Gene Ontology annotation, biological process: G protein-coupled receptor signaling pathway. Lineage: Eukaryota; Metazoa; Chordata; Actinopteri; Perciformes; Sebastidae. Gene Ontology annotation, cellular component: membrane.
UAUUUAAAAAGAACAUGCAUGCAAAUGGAAGAACAAGAUAAAGAAGUAAUUUAAUGCUUGUUGUGUCAAUAUAUUGCAAUAUCAAAGGAUAAAUGUAAAAAAAAACAUGAAGUAGAGGAGUAAAUAAAAGGCACUUCUCUCUCUCUCUCUCUCUCUCUCUCUCUCUCUCUCUCUCUCUCCAUGACGUCAGGCUGAUUUAAAGCUCUCCUCCAGCAUCUCCCAUCGGUCCCCUCUUCUCUCCUCCUACCUCUUGCUCUCUCCUCCUCCAUCCUCACAUUCAGCAUCUCCUCACUGAGCUGAACACCAGCCAAUGCUUCACAUCACCCCUGCCCUGGGUGUCUGUCCCAUGCGUGGGAAGCACAACAAAAUCAAGGGCUUCACUUGAGGAGGGUCCAAAAGGAGCAAAAGAGAAAGAAAGAGGGACAAUCCGUUUGCAUCCUUUUUGUUCUACUUUGAGUCUUUGAGACACUUUGGACGAAGGGCUCCGAUUUUCAGCGACAACCUCAGCAGCUCACACCGUUUUGUCACUGAGGACAAAAAGACGACAGCUCGGAGACAUGAACGAGUCGCAGGUGGUGAACGACUCCUUUGCGAGUCCUGUGGCUGGAGAAGCUCCCUCGUGGAUGGAGGCUGACUCUCCAGAGCUCAACAGCAGCCUGGAGUUCUCCACCGCCCCGUUAGACUUCUCCAUCAACCCGUGGGACAUCAUGCUCUGCAUGUCGGGCACCAUCAUCGCCUGUGAAAACGCCAUAGUGGUAGCAAUCAUCUUCUACACACCGACGCUCAGGACUCCCAUGUUUGUGCUGAUCGGGAGCCUGGCCACAGCGGACCUGCUGGCCGGCAUGGGAUUAAUCCUGAACUUUGUAUUUCAGUACGUGAUCUCCUCUGAGACUAUCAGCCUUAUCACUGUAGGCUUCCUGGUGGCCUCCUUCACGGCGUCCAUCAGCAGCCUUUUGGCCAUAACUGUGGACCGCUACUUCUCCCUCUACAACGCCCUGACAUACUUCUCAGAGAAGACGCUGCAGUACGUACAUCUGAUGCUACUGGGGACUUGGGGGGUGUCCCUGUUUUUGGGCUUGCUGCCGGUGCUCGGCUGGAACUGCCUUGACGACCCGGACUCCUGCAGCAUCGUCCGACCUUUGACCCGGAGCAUGGUCACUCUCCUCGCCACCUCCUUUUUUGUCAUCUUCAUACUCAUGCUGAGCCUCUACUUCAAGAUCUGCAAGAUCGUGUGCCACCACGCGCACCAGAUCGCCCUCCAGCAGCACUUUUUUGCCACGUCGCAUUACGUCGUCACCAAGAAGGGGGUCUCCACUCUGGCAAUCAUCUUGGGGACAUUUGGCGCCAGCUGGCUGCCCUUCGCCAUCUACUGCCUGGUAGGCGAGAGGGAGUAUCCGUCAGUGUACACAUACGCUACACUGCUGCCAGCCACAUACAACUCCAUGAUCAACCCCAUCAUCUACGCCUACAGGAACGCAGAGAUCCAGCGUUCCCUCUACGUGCUUCUUUGUGGCUGCUUUCAGACCAACAAGACCUACCGGUCCAGGUCACCAAGUGAAGUCUAAAACGGUGCUAUAGGGCUCUUUUUGUGUGUGAAUGUGUGUGUGUUAGUGUGUGUGAGAAAAAGACAGAGCAAAAAGACAAACCAUCCUGUGACAAUUGACGACCUGCUUACAGUUGACAGUGAGGGUGUGAUGCUAUAGAAACGUGUCUCUCAUGCAUACUGUAUCUGCACUUUACAAUGUCUCAAGACAGGUUAGGAUGAGAUUUUUUUGGAAAUGCUGUGAACAAGAAACUUCUGUGAAAAAGACAAAACAAACCUGUGAAUGUACUUAAAUGAGAAAAAGGAAUGGGAAAUCUUGCACUUUAGUCCGUGUUUUUUUGGAAAUGCCAAAGCAGUAUUGUACAGCCCUUAUUGUGUUUGAACCUGUGAGUGCCGUGUGCCAUUUUUCUAUUUUGUAUGGUAUUGUCUUUGAUGUACAUUUUCUACAAGAGGAAUAAAAAAAUGAAAUUCAA